Cucurbitaria berberidis CBS 394.84 is the source of this 2907-nucleotide messenger RNA. RefSeq names its product extragenic suppressor of kinetochore protein 1. NCBI's taxonomy places the organism in Eukaryota, Fungi, Ascomycota, Dothideomycetes, Pleosporales, Cucurbitariaceae. Gene Ontology annotation, cellular component: cytosol; nucleus. The coding region runs from base 1 to 2907 and encodes 968 amino acids. Gene Ontology annotation, molecular function: protein phosphatase binding; protein phosphatase regulator activity. The transcript has 3 exons. The record is from RefSeq and is a predicted model, not a curated record.
AUGUUUUGGCGCUUCGGCGGGUACGCGCAGCUGUCGUCGCUGGACAACAUACUCGACAAGCCAGAUGUCACGGUCGAGGAACUGCUGGACGAGUCCGACCUUAUCCAGGAGCUAAAACAGCAGAAUUCCAAGCUGAUUGAGUACCUGCGAGACGAAAAUGUCCUCGAACGCCUGCUGCGCUAUGUCAUAGCUGCAAAGCCUUCUACAUCGCCCGACGAGGAGAUAGUCGCCGAAGGAGCGAACGAGGCUAGAAGUCCUAACCGCCAGGGCUUCUUCGGCAAGGUUGCAGGCAGAGCUCGCUCAACAUCAACCGCCCAGUCUGAAUCUGGCGAUGGCGAAGAGAGCAAGGAGGAGAGGCAGCGCAUGAAGUACGCAUACGUGUCGUGCGAGAUACUGUCCUCAGAGGUCUGGUCCAUCUCCGAGGCAGUGCUUGAGAAUCAGGAUACCUUGCGCCACUUCUGGGCCUACAUUAGGCAGCCUGCACCCCUCGACCCUGUGCAGGCUGGCUACUUCACCAAAGUGAACGAGUCACUCCUAGACCGCAAGAUGGAAGAGAUGCUUGACUUCUUCAAAUCGCUAGACAAUGUCGUCUCGGAUAUGCUCCAACACGUCGACUGCCCUGUCAUCAUGGACCUCUUGUUGAAGAUUAUCAGCCUUGAGAAGAGCGAGGGGGGGCAAGGCAUUGUUGACUGGCUACAGCAGCAGAAUCUCAUUCCGCGUCUGAUCUCCUUCCUCGCUCCAGACCAAUCCACCUCCACCCAAACAUCGGCGGGCGACUUUCUUAAAGCUAUCAUUACCAUAUCCGCAAACGCUACCACCCAAGAUCAAUCCGUAAUAGGCCCCAACGAGCUAACGCGCCAGCUCGUGUCUGAUUCCUGUCUCAAGCAGUUGAUAGAGUUCAUGUUGCGUGGCGGAAAUCCUCUGACUGUGGGUGUCGGUAUCGUCAUCGAGGUGAUCAGGAAGAACAACUCCGAUUACGACCUCGAGAACCAGAUUGGACCUGUGCCCAAGAACUCAGACCCUAUCUAUCUAGGUACAUUACUACGCCAAUUCGCCACUCACAUCCCGCAGUUCAUGGCAUUGGUCAACAGCUCGAGCCAAAUUGUUACACAGACAGAUGGAAGUACUACAACGAAGAAGCGAGAACUCAAGACUGCAUUUGGCGAAAAGAUUGAACCACUCGGGUUCGACCGGUUUAAGACUUGCGAGUUGAUGGCGGAGCUGUUACAUUGCAGCAACAUGGCCUUGCUCAACGAGCGUGGAAGCGAGGCUGAAGUCAGAAGGCGAGACACUGAGCGCGAACGCUUAAAGGCCGAAGGUACGCUAACAUUGGCCACUGGCAACCUGGGCGAUUUCUCGACCAGCGUUGAUAGCCACGGCUUUCAUCAUGCUCGCGCGCCAUCUAUGGACUCGCCUGCUGAGAUAAAACCGCUUCAAGUGCAAAACACCUCUGAAGACGACUUCGAGAAGGUCACUGCACCAGAGGUUGCACCUGACGCUCCCAAGGAGAGUGCUACGGAGAAGGAAGAGAUUGGAGAGCCGUUAGUCCGCUCACCAAAGGUCGCACCAAGGGAAUCGCCUUCUGAAAAGGCUGGCGCAGGUGACGGCGAGUUUGUCGAUGAGCCUCUCACGCCACCGAAAGACACCACAGCGCCAGCUGCAUCGAAUAGCACGACCGCAAAACCAGCCGACGAUGCGGAGUCUCCCACAUCAGCAGGGCUGUCUGCUAAGGUUGGCGGUCUUGAUCUAGAUAACGACACCGUCAUGGACGACCGUCAAGAACUGUCAGAGCAUGCCAAAGCAGAGCCAGAGACCAAGGAACGGCCAUCUCUUCUAACACAACAGCUCACUCAGACCUCAGAACCGAGCACUCUUGACCAACCUGAGGAUCUAUCACCUCAUUCAGAUGACAAGCCUGCACCGCUUUUCGCGGGUAAGAGCCGCGACAGCAACGCAGAACCCACCAAUAUCGACACUUCGCGGUUUACUGCACCUGUACCAGAUUUAGAUCCUUCGGAGAUAACACCUAUCGAUGAGACUCAAAGUGUGCGAUCGGUGGUUUUCGGCAGCGUAGAAGGCAGCAAUGCAGGAUUCGAGAUCGACAUCGACGGAUCACCUGUUGUUGGUGACCUACUCAAAAUAACCUUUGUUGAGAACAAGGUUGUACCAACUAUUCUUGACUUCUUUUUCCGCUUUCCUUGGAACAACUUCCUGCACAAUGUAGUUUACGAUGUCGUCCAGCAAGUGUUUAACGGACAGAUGGACAGGGGCUUCAACCGCUCAUUAGCUAUUGACCUCUUCGACACCGGACGGAUAACAGAGCGAAUCAUCGAGGGACAACAGGCGAGCGACAAGGCCCAAAGCGAGACUCAUAUGCGACUAGGUUACAUGGGUCACCUUACACUCAUUGCAGAAGAGGUGUUGAAGUUCACGGAACGACAUCCAGACGAUGUCUUGUCCCAACUGGUCCUAGACAAGGUCCACAGCGAAGAAUGGGUACACUACGUCGAACACAUACUUUCGGAAACCCGAGAACGCGAUAACGCAAUCCUUGGCGGCGUCCGACCGGACAUGAGCGUCGGGCCCCGGCAAGCGGUGUUGAAUGCCGUGAACGCGGCGUCCGGUUUCGGCGGCGACAGCAGCGGCCUCUCCAACGCAAGUCUCGCCAACAACGGCAACAUAGGCCUCGACAGCAUGGAGCUUACCAAUCAUGGUGAUACUGGGGGUGGUGGGUACACCUUCAGCGGUGGCUCCUUGCUUAGUGGCUUUACUAACUCGAGUGAUGAAGAAGACGAGGACAUGGACGAUGUCGACAACGACAGAGAGAGGGAACGACAGGGACCUGUUGACGACUCCGAACAAGUGGGUGAAAUCUCAUUUGACGAUGCUGAUAUGGACUAUCGAUAA